AUGGCGGCCGCCGCGUUCGAGCGGCGCGUGCUGCGGCGCGCGGCCCAGCAUCACUAUCUGCGCGUGCGCCUGGAGCUGCCCGACGGCGGGGCCCGGCCGAACGCCGCGCAGUUCAAGCAGCUCGUGGUGACAGCGCUGAGGGAACUGCAUGGAGAGGUUGGAGCAGCUUUGCCUGUUGAUGUCUUAACAUAUGAGGAAAAAACUCUGUCUGCCAUAUUAAGAGUAGUUAGCAGUGGCUUUGUCAAGCUGUGGAGUGCUCUAACCUUGCUGGGCUUCUACCAGAACAGGAGGUGUGCCUUCCGGGUGUUGCAGACAUCUCCAUUUCUACUUGCGUUAUCUGGCAACAGUAGAGAAUUAGUCUUGGACUGAAUGCAGUUCUUGGUUCAGCUGUGUGAAGACGUUCCUGGAAAUGUUGUGGCCCUUCAGGCAUGCAAUUUCUGGAGGGAUUUU
Molecule: messenger RNA, 450 nt
Organism: Cinclus cinclus
Lineage: Eukaryota; Metazoa; Chordata; Aves; Passeriformes; Cinclidae
Gene: RPP14
Product: ribonuclease P/MRP subunit p14
Exons: 5
Coding region: 1-369 (122 amino acids)
Biological process (GO): tRNA 5'-leader removal
Cellular component (GO): ribonuclease P complex
Source: RefSeq, a predicted model, not a curated record